Etheostoma spectabile (orangethroat darter) is the source of this 2728-nucleotide messenger RNA. RefSeq names its product NOP2/Sun RNA methyltransferase 4 (gene nsun4). Gene Ontology annotation, cellular component: mitochondrial large ribosomal subunit. Gene Ontology annotation, molecular function: RNA methyltransferase activity. The record is from RefSeq and is a predicted model, not a curated record. Gene Ontology annotation, biological process: rRNA methylation. Bases 48 to 1247 code for a protein of 399 amino acids. The transcript is spliced from 8 exons. NCBI's taxonomy places the organism in Eukaryota, Metazoa, Chordata, Actinopteri, Perciformes, Percidae.
UUGUCUUUACUGUCGGAGAAGACGGACCGAAAAACCUGUCGCACGGCAUGAUGGCGCUGCUCUUGGAUUCUAGACUUCUACUAAGAAAAGUUAAAGAUUUAAGGUGUUUAACGCCAAGAAGAAACCGAGUGAAGGAAAAAUGGGCUGUCACACGUACCAAGCACCCUCCCACCAGUCUGGCCCUGCAGCACUUUGAUGCCACCUACAGCGUCCAGCUGGGGCAGCUGUGGCCAUCGGUCCGGGCCGCUUUGCUGUCCGAGAGGAAAUACGGCGCCCUGCUCAAUCAUUUCUCCCAUGAUGCUGUUCUGGCAGACCUCGAAGCCCAGGGAUGCAGGGACUUCGUCAGUGACACAGCUACAGAAACUCCGCCAUGCUUGGAGCAGGAACCUGAGGUUGCCACUGAGGAGGAAUCUGUUUCCAUGAAGAAAUGUGACAGCGAUAGUCAGCAGCGACCUCCUCUACAGCUCAGUCCUAACAUCAAGUGUCUGGUGUUUCCAAGAGGGGAUAUCACAAGAUUCAAGCCUGCUAGACCGGACAUGUGUGGCUUAUUGGGUUACUAUCUGAUGGACGCAGCGUCUGUGUUGCCGUGUCUGGCGCUUGAUGUCCAAGAAGGACACAAUGUGCUCGACCUGUGUGCUGCUCCUGGAGGAAAGACCCUGGCUUUACUUCAGAGCCAGGCUAUAGGUUUUUUGUGCUUAAAUGACGCCUCGGUGUCUCGGACGUUGCGACUGAGAAAAGUCCUCCACAGCUACGUUCCUAAGCCGCUUUUGACGGACGAGAAGCUGCGCGUCACCUCUUUUGAUGGCACCAAGUGGGGGGAAAUCGAAAGGGACACCUUCGACAGAGUCCUUGUUGACGUCCCCUGCAACACAGACAGACAUUCGCUCAUGGAGGACGACAACAACAUCUUCAGUAAGAGCAGGACCGGUGAGAGGCGGAAGCUGCCAGAGCUGCAGCUGGAGCUGCUGCUGGCGGGAAUCGAAGCCGCUUGUCCAGGUGGGGAGAUCCUUUACUCCACCUGCACACUCUCUCAAAUCCAGAACCUGGCUGUGGUGGAACAGGCCGUCUACUUGGCUCGAGAGAACCACGGCAUCCAGCUUCAGGUUGUUGAUCUGCGACCCCUCACACACAUGUUUAGGAACACCUUUCACUUUGCGCCAGACCUCCCCCUGGGUGAGAUGGUCAUCCCACACUUAGCCGCCAACUUUGGCCCCAUCUACAUGUGCAAGCUAAGGCGGCUGACAUAGACUGUGGACUGAUGCUGAAGCUCGUGGACAUUUGGAUGACUGUGUUGCAGCUUUUAUGGACUAAUGAGACGAUCCUCCCGACUCAUGUUAUGUAUAAAGCGUAGCUGUUGGACCACAGCUGAAGGAGAACUUUUAAUCGUGGUGGUGGAGUGCUGAAUCACUGGACUGUCGUUGGUGAAAUGGGACAGAAAACACAAAGAAUCCAGUUAAAGGACCUGGACCGUGACAAUAUUGGGGACAUAUCACCACGGUAUGAUCACAGUUUGGCGGUUAACCGCAAGCCCCAUACCCCAUACAUAGUAUACAUGAUAUGUACCCCUGCUGUAGAGCAACAGAAUAAUCUCUAAUAAAAACAAAGGACAUAUGUUGUGUUUCCAUUUCUGCUCAGUGUGAGAGUCUUUACUGGGUUUUGCUGUAGUUACGGUUGCGCUGCUUUCUCUCCUUACCUUUUGAUCUGUUGACACUGCAGCAAAAUUCCAUCCAUUUCAGCUGAGAACAAAGAAAUGUCUGGCUAAGUCCUUCCCUUCCUAGAAAUAAUUCAUAAAAAUCCCCCAUCUAUCUAAUGGACUGUCAAAGUGUGUGCAAAGCGGUAGUGACGAUCAGCUUAGUUUUUUUAUUUUUUUAUUAUUAUUGUCUCCAUAAUCUCUUGAAUAACAGGAUAGAAGAAAGCCAAUGAUGAUAACUUAACAAUUAUUAAUGUGUUCCCUAAAUGUCAUAUCACAUGACAUAUGCGCUCUUGUAACUUUCACCAGCAAAAAAAAAUGAAAGAAAUCGAUCUGGAAAUCGUCACGCAGACCUAUGGACAGCAUUGAACUGCAGGGCUUUAUGACAACCUACAGGAGUGCCCUAUUUCAUUUAGGGGAUUCUUGGUUCAACAUUUCUUUUGGACUAAACCAGCUUUGCAAUGUGUCUUUUUGAAUGUUGUUUUAUGUUGGCCCUGUAGGUGGCAACAGUAGCUAAAGAUCAAAGGGAUCCUGUAUAUUCUGUGCCCACUAGAGGACACUAAGGACAUGUCUGCAAAGGUUUUCAGUUGACAGGAGCUCCAGUAUGUAUAUGACUUUAGAGAUCACAUUACUGAAGCACACAUUUCCCUCAGAAUUAACUGCUCUCUUUAACUCUCCAAUGAAAAUGGGUUUGGCUUGUUCUAUGGUUAUUCAUCAGGUCUGAUGGCUUUGCCUAAUAACGCGGUAUGUGGCUAUGUGGAAGCAGGGCAUAAUGAACAGGCAGGUAAUAACUUAUUUGACCAUUUGGCAUUUUCACAUCUGAAUCUGUGCAACUUUCAUUAUUAUAUCUGGAUUGAGUCUGUUUUGCAUUGACAUCAGCUAGCGGUGAAAUGUUUCCCACUAUCACUGCCUAAUGAGAGUGGAGAGGUGCCUCUUUUUCCAUCACACCGCCGAUGACCCUUUAUGUUGUCCUGACCAGGCAAUGUAGCGUGAAAAAGGUGUGUGUGUGUGUGUGUGUGUGUGUGUGUGUGUGUGUGU